AUGAAAGCCCAACAAUUAAAGGAUCGCAAAGACAUUGUGAGAAAUCGAGAAGACAUCGAAAAGGAAAUUCUCGAACUGAAAAAGGAAAACGAAAACCUGAAAGCUAUGGUUGUUGGUAAAAACAAUGACCAGCAUUUGAAGGAUGCAGAACGUGUAAAAGAUGACAAUACAUCAGUAAUAGCUUUCACACAAGCGCCAUUUCCAACUCAGAAUCCAAGAAAACCUGCUUUCUCCGCUAAACUGUCUGCAUAUGACCACCAACUUACCGAUUCCGAAACGAUAAAAUUCGACGUCGUGAUGACAAAUAUUGGAGGUCACUAUUCCAGCGCAACAGGUCAAUUCAUAGCCCCUACAGACGGAACCUACUUCUUUUUAGCUACUACUUUUUCAUGUUACAACCAAUAUAUGAAGACAUUCCUCUAUCGUAACGGUGAGUACCUGCUGUCAAUGCAGGCUGAUGGUGAUGACGGACACGAAACUGGGUCAAUUGGCAUUGUUCUAGAGCUCAGUCAAGGAGACUACGUGUAUAUCAUCCAUAAUGGAGAUAACGGCAAUUGCAUCUAUGGAGAAUUUUCCAACUUUUCAGGAUUUCAAAUUUAG
This is a messenger RNA of Ruditapes philippinarum (Manila clam), 600 nucleotides long. Its product is annotated as cerebellin-1-like. Lineage: Eukaryota; Metazoa; Mollusca; Bivalvia; Venerida; Veneridae. The coding region runs from base 1 to 600 and encodes 199 amino acids. Gene Ontology annotation, molecular function: protein binding. The record is from RefSeq and is a predicted model, not a curated record. The transcript is spliced from 2 exons.